This is a messenger RNA of Canariomyces notabilis, 327 nucleotides long. Its product is annotated as cytochrome c. Gene Ontology annotation, cellular component: mitochondrial intermembrane space. Bases 1 to 327 code for a protein of 108 amino acids. The record is from RefSeq and is a predicted model, not a curated record. Lineage: Eukaryota; Fungi; Ascomycota; Sordariomycetes; Sordariales; Chaetomiaceae. Gene Ontology annotation, molecular function: heme binding; electron transfer activity. Gene Ontology annotation, biological process: mitochondrial electron transport, cytochrome c to oxygen; mitochondrial electron transport, ubiquinol to cytochrome c. The transcript is spliced from 3 exons.
AUGGGCUUCAGCCAAGGCGACUCCAAGAAGGGAGCCAACCUUUUCAAGACACGCUGCGCGCAGUGCCACACGCUCGAGGCCGGCGGCGGCAACAAGAUCGGCCCCGCGCUCCACGGCCUGUUUGGCCGCAAGACGGGUUCCGUCGAGGGCUACGCAUACACCGAUGCCAACAAGGGCAAGGGCAUCACAUGGGACGAGAACACCCUCUUUGAGUACCUCGAGAACCCCAAGAAAUACAUCCCCGGCACCAAGAUGGCCUUUGGCGGUCUCAAGAAGGACAAGGACAGGAACGACCUCAUCACCUACCUCAAGGAGGCGACGGCAUAG